UUGAGCUGUCAGAGUCUCUCAUAAAAACAGGUGUCAGAACCACGAAUUUAUAGAAAUGGUAACAUAAAAUCAGAAGAUAGCACGAGUAGCUAGGUAGAACUACUUAUUAGUGCACUUGUUWCCAGCAAAGAGAAAUGAGUUUGACAAGUGGUGAAAUUAUCACGCUGAAUGUCGGCGGAAAACGGUUCUCUACUUCCAAGCAGACAUUGUCAUGGAUUCCAGAUUCCUUUUUUUCAAGUUUGAUGAGUGGUAGGAUCUCAUCUCUUAAGGAUGAAACUGGUGCUAUAUUUAUAGACAGAGAUCCAGAAGCAUUUGUUCCCAUAUUAAAUUUCCUAAGGACCAAGGAACUUGAUCCAAGAGGGCUUGAUUUGAGAGUCAUCAAACAUGAAGCUGAGUUUUAUGGGAUAUCACCCCUUGUGAAAAGAAUAAAUCUCUGUGAGGAGGUGUCAUGUUCAAAAUGCGGCGAUGUUCUUUUUCAUUGCUAUCUCCAUCCCCCAGAACUACCUUUGCCAUCAAGAGAAAGUCUGUUAUCUAUUUACAGAAGAACUUCAAGCUGCAGUACAACAAGCAGCUCAACAAGAGAAACUAUUGUAGCUAAAGAGCCUUGUGGAAGAACUUCCAUUUGUGAACCCAACUUUCAACCUUUAGAAAUUAAUCCAAGGAAAGCACUAAUGGUCAUGGGUCACCAUGGAGUGAUUGCAGUGGCCUUUGCUCAUUGUGUUAUCUGUUAUAAAUUAAAAGACACAGCAGAAUGGAUCAUGGUUUUUAUAUCACCAUACCUUGARAACUGUGUAGAAAAGAUGGCCUUGAAUGCGAAAGUAUCAGCCGGUUCACUGGGUGACAGAAUGGUUGCUGUAUCAUCAGGCACUCAGAUAAGACUAUGGAGCUUUUCUCACGGGGAUGGGGGAUAUGCUAAAAUGGAUAUUGGUACAUUUGAUCUGAGUGUACCAGUCGAUGCCCUGUUUUUUAUUGGCAGUCAACUGGUAGCUACAAGUCACACAGGGAAGAUUGGAGUGUGGAAUUCAAUGUCACAGCACUGGCAGAUACAAGAUGUGGUACCUAUCACUAGCUAUGAUAAGGCUGGGUACUUCCUCCUCCUGGGCUGUUCUAAUGGCUCUAUAUACUAUAUCGACAUGCAGAAGUUCCCACUACGAAUGAAAGACAAUGAUCUUUUAGUCACAGAACUGUACAAAGACCCUAAUGGUGACAUGGUUACAGCGUUAAGUGUUUAUCUCACCCCUAAGACAUGUUUAAGUGGUAACUGGAUAGAAAUCGCUUAUGGCACUAGUUCUGGUACUGUUCGGGUGAUUGUCCAACACCCAGAGACUGUCGGACACGGCCCACAGUUGUUCCAAACGUUCACCGUUCACCGCAGUCCCGUAGUACGCGUUAUGUUGAGUGAGAAGCACCUGGUGUCAGUCUGUGCGGAGUAUAAUCACGUGCGUACUUGGAACGUCACACGCUUUAGAGGAAUGAUUUCCACACAGCCAGGGUCUACACCGCUGGCUUCAUUUAACGUGGUCUCGCUGGAAGAGACUGAAACYCACCCUAGCUAUUCUGCAGGAAACUCACUAGGUCCGUUUGGUGAUCGUGAUGAUCAACAAGUGUUUGUCCAAAAAAUCGUCCCUGAUACAAAUGAAGUCCAUGUAAGACUUUCGUCCACUGGAAAAAGGAUAUGUACAAUACGUUCAGUUGAUGGAAGUCACAUUAGUUGUUAUUGCGUACACGAGUGCGAUGGUUCAAGUCGGAUAGGUUCUCGUCCACGACGUUAUCUCAUCACAGGCCAUGAUAACGGAAGUAUUCAGAUGUGGGAUUUGACAACAGCCCUCGAGCAAGCUGGUACAAUUCCAGAUCACAGCUUGGGCCCUACAGAAGGAGAACUAAUGAAAACUUUAGAACAAUGUGAUCUGAGUGCAUCAAGAUGUACCACUCCGUCGCUCUCACCCGCCUCAUCCUUACUGCAAACAAACCUACAGGGAUCACGCAUCAAACUAUCUCUAUCUUGUCCCAGCUUGACGGAGGAAGAKGCUGUGGAGCCUGGACCAAGCCGAAGACCUUCGCGCCAUAAACGUAGCGAUGAGUUGCCUCAAAGUAACAGCCUUCAAGACAAAUAAAUAACGCACAAAAUCUUUAAACCUCCUGUAAGUUUAUGAAACAUAACGAUCUUCAUUUAAUUACAAUAACCAUGUAAAAAGUAUAACAAUUGUAACUUCAAUAAACUUGACAUUCAAAGGRUGAAUAUAGGCAAUGCGCAGCGGCGCCAUUUUGUGCCACAAGCAUGAUGGGAGUUGUAGUCCUCGCACUUUUGCCCUAAAGAAAACGGAAACGAAGCUAUUCGGGAUAUUUUUUAUAGGCUAUUAAAUGCAACUCCCACCAGGCUUUGUCGUACAAAAUUGGUGUCGCUGCACAUUCAGUUGUAGCCUGCGUACAUCUGGUUUAUUUUCAAAAUUAACCGUGUUUACGUUUUUUUUAUCUCUGGAUGAACUCAGGCUAGUUCAGUUGACAAUUGCCUCUCGUUAAACGGAAUUCCAAUAUGGCUGUCCUAGCUAGCUGACCGACAUAUUAUUAAUCAAAAUAAUAUUUGAAGAAAAAGCUAGGAUUUAAAAUAACUUUAUUUUGAAUUUAUUAAAAAGUCUUGGCUCUAAACACUGCAAUUUUUUGGUAGACGAAACAGGUAAAAGUAAAAUCGACGCAAGUGAGGAAUUGUUUAAAAACAAUCGAAUCCGUACAAAGUUUAUAAAGUUUCUUAUAGCUCUUUUAGUUUGCUAUUGGAUUUUCGCUAAAAUGUAUAAACUUUUGAUAACCUAAGGGUGACCAUAUUGGCAUUAAAUCUAUUAAACAGAAGUAAUAAUCUUAAUUAUUAAUCUAGGAUCAACAUUUUUAAUGUAAUAAAAGAUUCCUUAGUUUCC
Molecule: messenger RNA, 2909 nt
Organism: Exaiptasia diaphana
Lineage: Eukaryota; Metazoa; Cnidaria; Anthozoa; Actiniaria; Aiptasiidae
Product: BTB/POZ domain-containing protein KCTD3
Exons: 18
Coding region: 135-2114 (659 amino acids)
Biological process (GO): protein homooligomerization
Molecular function (GO): protein binding
Source: RefSeq, a predicted model, not a curated record